Triticum turgidum subsp. durum (durum wheat) is the source of this 639-nucleotide messenger RNA. The record is from the annotation of a GenBank genome assembly. Lineage: Eukaryota; Viridiplantae; Streptophyta; Magnoliopsida; Poales; Poaceae.
AUGAAACAAGGCGCGUACAUGAAUGCAGAGACUGACACUCCGGAAGGCGCAGUCGCCGAGGACAACAUGGAGGACAAGGACCCGCCACCGCCCAUGAACUUCAACUAUGGCUACGACAACGCCUUGCCCCGGAGCGAAGCCACUAGCGCCCCCUCCCCCUACGUCCUACUAAACCGCGCCGCCGUCGUCCGCAACGUCGCCACGCCGUUGUCGGUGGUGUUCUUCCUCGAGGACGCGGUGCGCGUCGGGGAGAGCCUGCCCUUCCACAGGAUCCAUCGGGCCGCUGUCGCCACCGAGGCGUCAGCAGAACAACCGCUGGAGCUAUACGCCGUCCGCUUCAUGAGGACGGUCGAGGGGUCCAGUUUCGUCAUGUGCCGGGGAGAAGCCGGCGAAGGGGCCGUGUAUGGCUGCCGCGCCACCGGCCCGGCGAGGGCCUACAUCCUGGCCCUGGACGGCGAGCGCCGGGACGUGGCGAUGACCGCGGUUGCCGUGUGCCGCACCGACGCGCCCCGGUGGGACCCGGAGCAUGCCACCUUCCGGCUCCUCGGCAUGAAGCCCGGCGGCGCGGUGGUCUGCCACGCGGUGCCGGACGCGCAGGUCCUGCCGGCCAUGAACGGGAAGAGCCCUGCCACCAACUAA